CUUGAGAGAGCCCUUAUACGUGGAACAUCAGCGGGAGCAACCUAUCGUCUGGUCCCGCUGUUAAAAUUUCUGCUUUUCCCACGUAAAAAGCAGAAUUAGCGGUUUCAAGAAUUAUUUAUAGUUAACGUGUAUAUAUAUAAAAUAGAAAACCUUUAAAAUGUCCUACAGAAACAGCAGACGGUCUCGCUCCCGUUCUCGUUCCCGCGACCGUGACCGUGAUCGUGAUCGUGAUCGGGAUCGUCGUCGUGACAGGGAUGAUGGGUGGAGCGGUGCGCGAAGUGGUGGUGGUGGAGGCGCUGGCGGAUAUGGAGGAGGAGGGUAUGGAGGUGGUCGACCGUCCUUGAAGGGAAGGCAGCCAGGUGAGCGUUUGCGGAAGCCGAAGUGGGACCUUUCCAGACUAGCCCCUUUCGAGAAGAACUUCUACCAGCCAACACCACAAGUCCUAAACAGAUCACCGUACGAAGUAGAACAGUAUAGAAAUGAGAAAGAAAUCACAUUAAGAGGAAAAAAUAUCCCAAAUCCAAUUCAGUACUUCACAGACUACAACUUCCCAGAUUAUGUGAUGGCUGAAAUUCGUAGACAAGGGUAUGAAAUUCCAACUCCAAUUCAGGCACAAGGGUGGCCCAUUUCUCUUCAGGGAAGAGAUUUUGUGGGUAUUGCACAGACUGGCUCAGGGAAAACUUUAGGUUAUAUCCUACCAGCAAUUGUACAUAUAAAUCACCAACCAUACUUGGAGCGAGGAGAUGGCCCCAUAGCACUUGUCUUAGCACCAACCAGAGAACUUGCCCAACAAAUUUUAACAGUUUCACAGGAUUUUGGAACAUCCUCUAAGAUCCGUUCUACGUGUGUAUUUGGAGGUGCACCGAAGGGACCACAAAUUCGUGACUUGGAGAGAGGAGUUGAGAUCUGUAUAGCCACACCUGGAAGACUUAUAGAUUUCUUAGAGGCCAGUAAAACAAAUCUUCGACGAUGCACUUACCUAGUUUUAGAUGAAGCUGAUCGUAUGCUCGACAUGGGUUUUGAGCCUCAAAUAAGAAAGAUAGUAGAUCAGAUCAGACCGGACAGACAAACAUUGAUGUGGUCUGCUACGUGGCCCAAGGAAGUUCGGAAUCUUGCUGAAGAUUUUCUCAAAGAUUAUAUUCAGCUCAAUGUUGGCUCUCUAUCGUUAAGUGCAAAUCACAACAUUCUACAGAUCGUUGAUGUUUGUCAAGAAAUUGAAAAAGAUACAAAACUCCGGCAGCUCCUUGAGGAAAUCAUGGCAGAAAAGGAAAGCAAGAUCAUCGUGUUUGCUGAAACAAAAAGAAAGGUGGACGAUUUGACCAGGCGAAUGAGACGUGAAGGGUGGCCUGCCAUGUGUAUCCAUGGUGACAAAUCACAGCAAGAGAGGGACUGGGUGUUGAGUGAGUUUCGGUCUGGGAGAGCGCCCAUAUUAGUCGCCACGGAUGUUGCUGCUCGUGGUCUAGAUGUGGAUGAUGUGAAGUUCGUGAUCAACUACGACUACCCAUCAUGUUCAGAGGAUUAUGUUCACCGAAUCGGUCGAACUGGGAGGUCUGACAAGACUGGAACAGCGUAUACUUUCUUCACUGCAGACAAUUGCAAACAAGCUAAAGAUCUGAUAGAUGUGUUAAAGGAAGCAAACCAGGUUGUUAACCCACGACUGUUCGAAAUCAUGGAAAUGUCUCGCCAUGGUGGCGGCAAAGGUCGAACUCGCUGGAGGGGCCGUGACGAUGACAGAAGGGGAGGUUAUGGCCGCGACCGUGACCGCGACCGCGAUCGUGACCGUGACCGUGACCGCGGUCGUAUGGGUGGCGGAAGGAAUGGCUACACCAAUGGAAAUGGUUAUGGUACGUCUCACCAGAGGGCUGGAGGAUUUAACCAGUAUGGAAGCGGAGGCAAAAGCAAUUACACGCCUAAUGGUGUGGGUGAGAGCCGAAGCCGAUAUGGCGGUCCUCCUCCUCUAAUGGGUACUGGUCCUGCCAAAGGAAGUAUGAGCCAAACAGGUGCCUCAGGCCAGAUGAAUGGCCCCCAGCGUCCAGCCGUCCAGAAUCAGGGAAACAACAUGGCAUUGAUGAACCAAGCCGCCUCCAUGGGUGGUACAGUUAAUGGUGGCCUCGGCAUGAUGGGGGCCAUGCCUGGUGCACUUUCCUGGCCGCGGCAGUAACCCCGCGGCUUCCCUAGUCAAGCUCCUGCCUCCUGCUCUCCAGCUGGGGCCUUGCCAAGUGGCCGCCUCAACUGUUGCUUCGGCGACUUCAUCACCGUAACAAGUGUCAACUGAUCCUCUCGGUCUUUGUAACUUAAACUGAUGAUGGGGCCUCACUUGGCAAGGUUUCUCGUCAUAGGUGUAUUUAAUAUAGUUUUUUUCUUUAUCUUUUGUAUUUUGCACAGAAUUGGAGUUUCCCAUUCCAACAUGCUGAUGUAGUCUGUAAAUGUGAAUUUUUUUAAUUUUUUUUUUUUUAAGAGCAUGGCAUGUUUGGCAAGUGAGGUGUUCUAUUCAGUAGUUACCAAUACAGUAGUUAGAGUUUACCAUUGACGCUGUUGGUAUCUUAUUACAGCUUACUGAAGGAUGGGCCUGAGGUGAACGCAAACUUCUGCACCAUCUCCCUUUCUAGGAGUUAGAGAAGUUGCGCACGAAUACCACUGGUAGUCAAGGGUAGGGAAAGUUCAAGUCAAGUCACCCCAUCAUAACAAUCCAUCUUCGCCAUUCCUCCUUAUCGACAAGACUGCUGUCCGCUUAGCCAACGACGUCACUGUUAGUAAACCUCACUGUCCAAAAGCCAGUUGAGUUUGAAUAUCAGCAUGUCGUUGAGUAAAGAUCUUUAGUUUUCCUUUUUAACCAAAAAUUCCAUUGUAAGUUAGGAAAUUUUUUCCUAUUUUCUUUAAAUGUUUAGAGGAUAUUAUUUUUUUGAUUCUAAAGAAACUAUAUGUAUGGACCAAGAAAAUACUUUGUAAACCCUGAUUAAACAAAGUUUGAAAUA
Messenger RNA from Macrobrachium nipponense, 2975 nucleotides. RefSeq names its product probable ATP-dependent RNA helicase DDX17. Gene Ontology annotation, cellular component: ribonucleoprotein complex; nucleus; cytoplasm. The transcript has 11 exons. The coding region runs from base 158 to 2161 and encodes 667 amino acids. Gene Ontology annotation, molecular function: ATP binding; RNA binding; RNA helicase activity. The record is from RefSeq and is a predicted model, not a curated record. NCBI's taxonomy places the organism in Eukaryota, Metazoa, Arthropoda, Malacostraca, Decapoda, Palaemonidae.